CCCUAGGAUUUGAAGGAGCCAUGCCAUGCUAAAUAGUAGGAAAAUUUAUUUCAUAUGUUGUCUUCUCUAAUUAGCCAUCCCCAAUAUUAUUCAAAAUACAUAAGACAAAAAUAGAGCGGAGCGUUUUCACUCGAAUACACACACCUUCAGUCCCCUCUUCUCCACCACCUAGGCGGCCGCUCCGCCUCCGAUUCCGAUGGACCCUUUAACCCUCCUCCGCGAGUACACCAUUCGGAACUCCCUCGACAAAAUUGUCCGAGUUAACGACGAAUUCCGCUUCGGCACCGAUUACUCCUUCCCCGCCACCAUUGAAACCGCUUAUCGCUCCAAGCAUGUACAACAGACGCGCCGCUAUACCCUCGAAACCCUAGUCCACUUCAUCACCAACCACCACCUCAAGCAUACCGAUUACAUCCAGAACGCCCGGGCCCUCCGCAUUCCCGCCGUCACUCUCCCUGAUCGAAAACCUCUCCUCGAUUACCUCACCGGGAAAGUCCAAUCCUCGGAUUCCAUUCUUCCCCUAGAUUUCCCUAACAUUAAUCCUCAAAUCACUAACUUAGAUCGCAACGUACAGAAUGACGCGAGUCAUGCCGUGGGUUUGGAGAGCGGGAAUAAAGCGAUUGAACUGAUUAUGGCGAAGGAGAAGCCAAUUAAAGAUAGGGAAGCAAUGCUGGUGUUCAAGAAGCGGGAUUUUUACAGUGUGUUGACUUCAGCCACAAAGCGAGAUGAGGAGAGGCAAAGGAUGGAGGCGUUACAGAGGAAAGAUAACAUUGUGGCAAAGAAUAGAAUUGAAAGUAGGGGUUUUGGCGUGGGUGAGGAGGCGACGAAGAUGCGGAAGAUUGGGGAAGGGGUGCCUAUUAUUUUGGUACCAAGUGCAUUUUCGACUCUGAUCACGAUAUAUAAUGUCAAGGAAUUUUUGGAGGAUGGGGUGUUUAUUCCGACAGAUGUGAAGUUGAAGCAGGUGAAAGGGGGGAAGCCUGAUUGUGUGACGGUGCAGAAGAAGUUCAGUAGGGAUCGUGUGGUGACAGCGUAUGAGGUUCGAGACAAGCCCUCUGCACUUAAAAGUGAUGAUUGGGAUCGUGUGGUUGCAGUUUUUGUGCUUGGAAAGGAGUGGCAGUUUAAAGACUGGCCUUUUAAGGACCAUGUCGAGAUCUUCAAUAAGAUUCUUGGGUUUUACAUGCGGUUCGAGGAUGACAGCGUGGAAUCAGCAAAAACUGUAAAGCAGUGGAAUGUCAAAAUAAUCUCGAUUAGCAAAAAUAAGAGACACCAGGACAGGGCUGCAGCUCUUGAGGUGUGGGACAAACUUGAAGAAUUUAUGCGAUCUCGAUCUCGUUAGGAUGCAGUUAUUGACGCCGGAAGUCAGUGGAGAUAUUGAGAACUUGCCUAAUGUGGGUAGUCUUCCUUGACUGUUUGUGAUACAGCCUUGUGCAAUAUACAGAAGCAGGGUGUUAUGUAUUGACCAUAAUUACCAUAGUUCUUUCUCUCUUCUAAGUUUAUACACAUACAUGCCGCUUAUGAUGCUUUCUGAGAUGCAAAUGUUCCCUUGCUAUUGUACAUAUCAGCACUUGAUAUUUAUGCUAUCUAGUUUUGUAUGGUUUGGCUUC
Molecule: messenger RNA, 1604 nt
Organism: Sesamum indicum (sesame)
Lineage: Eukaryota; Viridiplantae; Streptophyta; Magnoliopsida; Lamiales; Pedaliaceae
Gene: PHP
Product: PLANT HOMOLOGOUS TO PARAFIBROMIN
Biological process (GO): transcription elongation by RNA polymerase II; positive regulation of transcription elongation by RNA polymerase II
Cellular component (GO): Cdc73/Paf1 complex
Molecular function (GO): RNA polymerase II complex binding
Source: RefSeq, a predicted model, not a curated record